This is a messenger RNA of Aspergillus puulaauensis, 885 nucleotides long. RefSeq names its product putative HLH DNA binding protein (Penr2) (gene CBF1). Gene Ontology annotation, molecular function: DNA-binding transcription factor activity; protein dimerization activity. The transcript is spliced from 2 exons. The record is from RefSeq and is a predicted model, not a curated record. Lineage: Eukaryota; Fungi; Ascomycota; Eurotiomycetes; Eurotiales; Aspergillaceae. The coding region runs from base 1 to 885 and encodes 294 amino acids. Gene Ontology annotation, cellular component: nucleus.
AUGGCUGAUACACAGCAACUCGGCGCCUCAGAAGGCAACAUGGUGAAGCGUAAGCGUGAGAGCACUGAUAGUGGCGGUCCAGACUCGCAACGCCUGAACCGGUCUUCUCAUGGAAGUAAUGGCAGUAUCCCCGGCGCGGAUACCCAAAACUUCACACACAGCGCGCUUGGUUCUUAUGAUCAUGGCCUGCCAAACGCAGCGUCAGAGCUUAAUAUUGAUCAACAAAUCCUUCAGCAUGUCGGAACCCAAAAUGGGAUUACGGAUGAGAAUGCCCUUACUACUGCCAAAGCGGCGCUUGCUGCUCAUACCCCUCAGAACAAAUAUCCCCCGCCUCCAGAUAACACAUUCGACAACAACUUGGCGCACGGCCUGACAUUUGGAGACGAUAUCGGCCAGGGCAUCGGGACUACUCACAACCACAACUCCACUGCCGCUGCAGUAUAUGCCGCCCGUGAAGCACAGAGCAUGAGCCAAAAGCCCUCCGUUGGCUCACCUGAAUGGCAUCAAAUCCGCAAGAAUAACCACAAAGAAGUUGAACGCCGGCGCCGUGAAGCAAUCAACGAAGGUAUUAACCAGAUUGCUCGCCUGGUACCAAACUGCGACAAGAACAAGGGCGCGAUACUACAACGCGCUAUUGAAUACAUCAACCAAUUACAUGAAGAUAAGCGCCAAAUGGGCGAACGAUGGGAGCAGAGCAAUAUGACAACGAGCCACGCUAUAAACGAAAUCAGUUCCCAAAACUCGAAGCUAAAGGUAGAGGUCAACCGCCGCGGCGAUAUUGCACAGAAGUGGCUGCAACGAUGUCGCGAUGCAGGGCUCGAAUUCGACGAUUAUGAAGAGUCCAAGGAGCUUGAAGCUCUCGACAUUGACCAAAACCAGGUGUAA